Morus notabilis is the source of this 1309-nucleotide messenger RNA. RefSeq lists its product as uncharacterized. The coding region runs from base 28 to 840 and encodes 270 amino acids. The record is from RefSeq and is a predicted model, not a curated record. The transcript is spliced from 4 exons. Lineage: Eukaryota; Viridiplantae; Streptophyta; Magnoliopsida; Rosales; Moraceae.
UUCUCUCUCUUUUUUCCCGAGAAAACAAUGGAAACGGAAGGAAAAUUUUCAGAAGAGAGAGAAAGCGGGAUGGCGAAGAAAACCGAGAAUGUCGGUUCGACGACGGGAUCCAACGGCAAUAGCUUUCCGUUGAGCUUUUGGGAGGUGACCGUGGCUUCGACGGUGGUCUUGGGAUUCGUGCUCGGGUUCCUCGGCGUUUACCUAACCAUGCCUUCCUCCGAUUACAGCUUUCUCAAGCUUCCUCGUACUCUCGAAGAUCUUCAAAUCCUCAGAGAUAAUCUUGAAAGCUACACAAGUGACUACACUGCACAGGUCCUGGUGGGGUAUUGUAUGGUUUACAUCUUCAUGCAGACUUUCAUGAUUCCCGGGACCGUGUUUAUGUCCCUGCUUGCCGGAUCGCUUUUCGGAGUCUUCAGAGGCGUAGCACUUGUUGUGUUUGCUGCAACCGCCGGUGCUUCUUCUUGCUAUUUCCUGUCAAAGCUGAUUGGGCGUCCCAUUGUAUUCUCCCUUUGGCCUGACAAGUUGCGUUUCUUUCAAGCACAGGUUGCUAAAAGAAGAGAGCGGCUGUUGAACUACAUGCUUUUCUUGAGAUUGACACCGACCUUGCCAAAUACCUUUAUCAAUUUUGCUUCUCCAAUUGUUGAUGUGCCUUAUCAUAUUUUCUUCCUGGGAACCUCAAUUGGUCUCAUUCCUGCUGCUUAUAUCACUGUCAGGGCUGGACUGGCUCUUGGACAGCUUCAGUCCAUUGGUGAUCUCUAUGAUUUCAAUUCAAUUGCCACUUUAUUCUUCAUAGGAAUUGUGUCAGUUACCCCCACGCUGGUGGGGAAAGGCAAGUCAUAGAGCUUUAUGCUGCCUGACCGUGGUGUACAUGGACUCGCGUUCUCUCAGCAGUCAUUUCGGUAUCGUCUUAUUCUGUGCAUACUUAACCGGAAAUUAUGGCUGUGCCUCUGUUUGGUUAUGGUUUUCGUUGCAUCUUGCAGCCAUCACAGAUGACGAGUACUCGGCUUCAUGGAAGUGAGACGCUGGAUGGACUCUCUGCACUGUCUUAUGAAGGUGGGUUGGGGCAACUAGGGAGAUUGGGAAAGGGUGGGGGAUGAUGUUUAUGUGGUGUUUAAUUUCAUUGGUAGGGAAGUACUCAAGUUCGUUAAUGUGUAUAUUGAAUAAGGCUGUUAUGUAGGCGCUCUCUUAUAAAGUUACUAUGCUUUUAGUACCAAAACUAUUGAAAUCAUUGUCACUUUCACACACACACAAACAUGGAUAUUUCCUUGUUUAUCUGAGUGUUCAUUUUUCCCUGCUAAAAGAAAAAAAA